AUGGCGGCGGCGGCGGGGAAUCGCGCCUCGUCGUCAGGAUUCCCGGGCGCCGGGGCGGCGAGCCCCGAGGCGGGCGGCGGCGGCGGGGCCCUCAAGGCGAGCAGCGUGCCCGCGGCGGCCGCGGGGCUGUUGCGGGAGGCGGGCAGCGGAGGCCGCGAGCGGGCGGACUGGCGGCGGCGGCAGCUGCGCAAAGUGCGGAGUGUGGAGCUGGACCAGCUGCCCGAGCCGCCGCUCUUCCUCACCGCCUCGCCGCCGUCCUCUUCCACUUCCCCGUCUCCGGAGCCCGCGGACGCGGCGGCGGGCGGGAGCGGCUUCCAGCCCGUGGCGGUGCCGCCGCCCCACGGAGCUGCGAGCCGCGGCGGCGCCCACCCUGCCGAGCCGGCGGCCGCGCCGGACAGCGGCGCCCCGAGCCCCGCGGGGGCCGAGCCCGGGGAGAAGCGGGCGCCCGCCGCCGAGCCGCCUCCUGCAGCGGCUCCCGCCGGUCGUGAGAUGGAGAAUAAAGAAACUCUCAAAGGUUUGCACAAGAUGGACGAUCGCCCAGAGGAACGAAUGAUCAGGGAGAAACUGAAGGCGACCUGUAUGCCAGCCUGGAAGCAUGAGUGGUUGGAAAGGAGAAACAGGAGAGGCCCUGUGGUGGUAAAACCAAUUCCUAUUAAAGGCGAUGGAUCUGAAAUGAACAAUUUGGCAGCUGAGUCUCCAGGAGAAGGCCAGGUGGGCACCGCCUCACCAGUCCCCAAAGGCCGGCGCAGCCCGUCUCCUGGUGGCUCCCCCUCAGGCCGCACAGUGAAAUCAGAAUCUCCAGGAGUAAGGAGAAAAAGAGUUUCUCCGGUGCCUUUUCAGAGCGGCAGAGUCACACCGCCCCGCAGAGCCCCUUCCCCGGAUGGCUUCUCACCGUACAGCCCCGAGGAGACGAACCGCCGCGUGAACAAGGUGAUGCGCGCCAGGCUGUACCUCCUGCAGCAGAUAGGGCCCAAUUCUUUCCUGAUUGGAGGAGACAGCCCGGACAACAAGUACCGCGUGUUUAUUGGGCCUCAGAAUUGCAGCUGUGGACGUGGAACAUUUUGUAUUCAUCUGUUAUUUGUUAUGCUCCGGGUAUUUCAACUAGAACCUUCAGACCCAAUGUUGUGGAGAAAAACUCUGAAGAAUUUUGAGGUUGAGAGUUUGUUCCAGAAAUAUCACAGUAGGCGUAGCUCAAGGAUCAAAGCUCCAUCUCGUAACACCAUCCAGAAGUUUGUUUCACGCAUGUCAAACUCUCAUACAUUGUCAUCAUCUAGUACCUCUACAUCUAGUUCAGAAAACAGCAUAAAAGAUGAAGAGGAGCAGAUGUGUCCUAUUUGCUUAUUGGGCAUGCUUGAUGAAGAAAGUCUGACCGUGUGUGAAGACGGCUGCAGGAACAAGCUGCACCACCACUGCAUGUCAAUUUGGGCAGAAGAAUGUAGAAGAAAUAGGGAACCUUUAAUAUGUCCCCUUUGUAGGUCUAAGUGGAGAUCCCAUGAUUUCUACAGCCAUGAGUUGUCAAGCCCUGUGGAUUCCCCUUCUUCCCUGCGAGUUACACAGCAGCAAACCAUACAGCAGCAGCCUUUGGCUGCAUCACAAAGAAGAAAUCAAGAGAGCAAUUUCAACCUUACGCAUUAUGGAACUCAGCAGAUCCCUCCUGCUUAUAAAGAUUUAGCUGAGCCAUGGAUUCAGGUGUUUGGAAUGGAACUCGUUGGCUGCUUAUUUUCUAGAAACUGGAAUGUAAGAGAGAUGGCCCUUAGGCGUCUUUCCCACGAUGUUAGCGGGGCCCUGCUGUUGGCAAACGGGGAGAGCACUGGAAAUUCUGGGGGCAGCAGUGGAAGCAGCCCAAGUGCUGGAGCUGCCAGUGGGUCUUCUCAAACCAGUAUCUCAGGAGACGUGGUAGAGGCGUGCUGCAGCAUUUUGUCAAUGUUCUGUGCUGACCCUGUCUACAAAGUGUACGUUGCUGCUUUAAAAACAUUGAGAGCCAUGCUGGUAUAUACACCUUGCCACAGUUUGGCAGAAAGAAUCAAACUUCAGAGACUUCUUCGGCCAGUUGUAGACACCAUUCUAGUCAAGUGUGCAGAUGCCAAUAGCCGCACAAGUCAGCUGUCCAUAUCAACACUACUGGAAUUGUGUAAAGGCCAAGCAGGAGAGUUGGCAGUUGGUAGAGAAAUCCUAAAAGCUGGAUCCAUUGGUAUUGGUGGUGUUGAUUAUGUCUUAAAUUGUAUUCUUGGAAACCAAACUGAAUCAAACAACUGGCAAGAACUCCUGGGCCGCCUUUGUCUUAUAGAUAGACUAUUGUUGGAAUUUCCUGCUGAAUUUUAUCCUCAUAUUGUCAGUACCGAUGUUUCACAUACUGAGCCUGUUGAAAUCAGGUAUAAGAAGCUGCUGUCCCUCUUAGCCUUCGCUUUGCAGUCCAUUGACAAUUCCCACUCAAUGGUUGGUAAACUCUCCCGAAGGAUAUAUUUGAGUUCUGCAAGAAUGGUUACUGCAGUACCACAUGUGUUUUCAAAACUGUUAGAAAUGCUGAGUGUUUCCAGUUCCACUCACUUCACCAGGAUGCGUCGUCGUCUGAUGGCUAUUGCAGAUGAGGUGGAAAUUGUUGAGGCCAUCCAGCUGGGCAUAGAAGACACUUCAGAUGGUCAACAGGACAGCUUUUUGCAGGCAUCUGUCCCUAACAGCUAUCUAGAAACCACAGAGCGCACAGUCCAUUUAGAGAAAACUGGAAAAGGAUUAUGUGCUACAAAAUUGAGUGCCAGUUCAGAGGACAUUUCUGACCGACUGGCCAGCAUUUCAGUAGGACUUCCUAGUUCAACAACAAUGGAGCAACCAAAGCCAAUGAUUCAAACAAAAGGCAGACCCCACAGUCAGUGUUUGAACUCCUCUCCUUUAUCUCCUCAUUCCCAGUUAAUGUUCCCAGCCUCAUCAACCCCUUCGUCCUCUGCCCCAUCUGGACCAGCUGGCACUGUAACAGAUGUCUCCAAGCAUAGACCUCAGGGAUUCAUUCCCUGCAAAAUACCUUCUGCAUCUCCUCAAACACAGCGCAAGUUUUCUCUACAAUUCCAGAGAACCUGCUCUGAAAACAAAGACUCAGAUAAACUUUCCCCAAUCUUUACUCAGUCAAGACCCCUGCCCUCCAGUAAUAUACACAGGCCAAAGCCAUCUCGACCUACCCCAGGUAACACAAGUAAACAGGAAGAUGCCUCAAAAAGUAGCAUGACACUUGACCUGAACAGUACAUCCAAAUGCGAUGACAGCUUUGGUAGCAGCAGCAAUAGUAGUAAUGCUGUUAUACCCAGCGAUGAGACAGUGUUUACCCCAGUAGAGGAGAAAUGCAGGUUAGAUGUCAAUACAGAGCUCAACUCCAGUAUUGAGGACCUUCUUGAAGCAUCCAUGCCUUCAAGUGACACAACAGUAACUUUUAAGUCAGAAGUUGCUGUCCUCUCUCCUGAAAAGGCUGAAAAUGAUGAUACCUACAAAGAUGAUGUGAAUCAUAAUCAAAAGUGCAAAGAAAAGAUGGAAGCUGAAGAAGAAGAAGCUUUAGCAAUUGCCAUGGCAAUGUCAGCAUCUCAGGAUGCCCUCCCCAUAGUUCCUCAACUACAGGUUGAAAAUGGAGAAGAUAUCAUCAUUAUUCAACAGGACACACCAGAGACUCUACCAGGACAUACCAAAGCAAAACAACCUUACAGAGAAGACACUGAAUGGCUGAAAGGUCAGCAGAUAGGCCUUGGAGCAUUUUCUUCUUGUUAUCAGGCUCAGGAUGUGGGAACUGGAACUUUAAUGGCUGUUAAACAGGUGACAUAUGUCAGAAACACAUCUUCUGAGCAAGAAGAAGUGGUGGAAGCAUUAAGAGAAGAGAUAAGAAUGAUGAGCCAUCUGAAUCAUCCCAACAUCAUUAGGAUGUUGGGAGCCACAUGUGAGAAGAGCAAUUAUAAUCUCUUUAUUGAGUGGAUGGCGGGAGGAUCUGUGGCUCAUUUGCUGAGUAAAUAUGGAGCCUUUAAGGAAUCAGUAGUUAUUAACUACACUGAACAAUUACUCCGUGGCCUUUCAUAUCUCCAUGAAAAUCAGAUCAUUCACAGAGAUGUCAAAGGUGCCAAUUUGCUAAUUGACAGCACAGGUCAAAGACUGAGAAUUGCGGAUUUUGGAGCUGCAGCCAGGUUGGCAUCCAAAGGAACUGGUGCAGGAGAGUUUCAGGGACAGUUAUUGGGAACAAUUGCGUUUAUGGCACCCGAGGUACUAAGAGGUCAGCAGUAUGGUAGGAGCUGUGAUGUAUGGAGUGUUGGCUGUGCUAUUAUAGAAAUGGCUUGUGCGAAACCACCAUGGAAUGCAGAAAAACACUCUAAUCAUCUCGCUUUGAUAUUUAAGAUUGCUAGUGCAACUACUGCUCCAUCAAUCCCUUCACAUCUGUCUCCUGGUUUACGAGAUGUGGCUCUUCGUUGUUUAGAACUUCAACCUCAGGACAGACCUCCAUCAAGAGAGCUACUGAAGCAUCCAGUCUUCCGUACUACAUGGUAGCCAAUUAUACAAAUAAACUAUAAUAGAGACAGGAUGCUCAAUAAGAAAAAAAAAACUUUUGUGGGGAACCACGUUGAUAAUCUGCUGGUCUUCAUGCCACUGAACAGCUAUGAAUGAGGCCAGUGGGGAACCCUUACCUAAGUAUGUGAUUGACAAAUCAUGAUCUGUACCUAAGCAUAGUAUGCAAAGGUCCACAAUUUGUGCAGAAACUGUAAACCGUGCCUUUCAAAGAACUGGCCCUAGGUGAACAGGAGAGCAAUGAAGUUUGCAUGACUAAUAACAGAUGCAUAAUUUUAUUUUUGGAGCACUUUUUCAGCAAUAUUAGCAGCUGAGGGGCUCAGGACGUAUUUUAAUGUUUCAAUUAU
Messenger RNA from Cynocephalus volans (Philippine flying lemur), 4877 nucleotides. It is a transcript of the gene MAP3K1, whose product is annotated as mitogen-activated protein kinase kinase kinase 1. The transcript is spliced from 20 exons. Gene Ontology annotation, molecular function: ATP binding; zinc ion binding; protein kinase activity. Gene Ontology annotation, biological process: protein phosphorylation. The record is from RefSeq and is a predicted model, not a curated record. Lineage: Eukaryota; Metazoa; Chordata; Mammalia; Dermoptera; Cynocephalidae. Bases 1 to 4512 code for a protein of 1503 amino acids.